Molecule: messenger RNA, 477 nt
Organism: Pseudozyma flocculosa PF-1
Lineage: Eukaryota; Fungi; Basidiomycota; Ustilaginomycetes; Ustilaginales; Ustilaginaceae
Exons: 4
Coding region: 1-477 (158 amino acids)
Cellular component (GO): cytosol; nucleus
Molecular function (GO): DNA binding
Source: RefSeq, a predicted model, not a curated record
AUGGACGACGAAGAGCUCAAGGCCAUUCGUGCGGCUCGCAUGGCCGAACUGAGGGGAGCUGGCGGCAGCGGCGGCGGUGGUGGCGCUGGAGCCGAAGGAUCCGGAAUGGGCAUGGGCUCGUUUGGAGGUCCCUCGACGGGCGGAAACGGCGGAAGGCCAGAAGGUCAAAACCAGGAGGAGCAGCAGGCGCAGCAGGAAGAGAUGAAACGCCAGAUGCUCAGCCGCAUCCUCGACAACGACGCCAGAGAACGACUGUCUCGUAUCGGACUCGUCAAGCCGCAAAAGCACCGGCAGAUCACCGACCUCCUCAUCCGCAUGGCCCAGUCCGGCCAGGUCCGUCAGCGCAUCACCGAAGACCAGCUCAUCGGUCUCCUCGACCAGGUCGACCAGGCCGGUGGAGAGUCGGCCGGCGGAAAGAUUACGUUUACGAGAAAAAAGACGGCGCAGGACGACGAGGAUAGCGACUUUGAUCUUUGA